AGCAGAAGAAGAAGAGUCGGUGGCGGUUCUUUCAGCCUCAUCCUCGCGGUUCUGAUCCAGAUAAACCAGUUCUAGGACCAGGACCGGGACCAGGAACCAGGACCAGGACCAGGACUUUAACCCCCCUCUUCUCCUGGUUGCCAUGGCGACCGGAGGCGGCUCGGCUCCUGCGACUGUAGGAGACGUAGAAGAAGACGCUUCCCAGCUGCUGUUCCCUAAAGAGUUUGAGAACUCGGAGACGCUGCUGAACUCGGAGGUGCACAUGCUGCUGGAGCACCGGAAGCAGCAGAACGAGUCGGCCGAGGACGAGCAGGAACUGUCGGAGGUUUUCAUGAAGACGCUGAACUACACGGCCCGGUUCAGCCGCUUCAAGAACCGGGAGACCAUCACGGCCGUACGCAGUCUCCUCCUCCAGAAGAAACUGCACAAGUUUGAACUGGCCAGUCUGGCUAACCUGUGUCCUGAAGCUGCAGAGGAGGCUAAAGCCCUGAUCCCCAGUUUGGAGGGACGGUUCGAGGACGAGGAGCUGCAGCAGAUUCUGGACGACAUCCAGACCAAGAGGAGCUUCCAGUACUGAGACCAGGACCAGGACCAGGGGGCCGUGGCGGUCCGGGUCGUUCAGUUUUUUGUGUUUUACAGUUUUACAGUUUUUAAAUAAAGAUGUGAAAAGAUUGUGGCUCGUGUCGUCUGAACCGGGUCGUUCCGAGGGAGGUU
Cololabis saira (Pacific saury) is the source of this 714-nucleotide messenger RNA. RefSeq names its product RNA polymerase II subunit D (gene polr2d). Gene Ontology annotation, cellular component: P-body; RNA polymerase II, core complex. NCBI's taxonomy places the organism in Eukaryota, Metazoa, Chordata, Actinopteri, Beloniformes, Belonidae. The transcript has 4 exons. Gene Ontology annotation, biological process: positive regulation of translational initiation; transcription initiation at RNA polymerase II promoter; mRNA export from nucleus in response to heat stress. The record is from RefSeq and is a predicted model, not a curated record. Gene Ontology annotation, molecular function: nucleotide binding; translation initiation factor binding. The coding region runs from base 143 to 577 and encodes 144 amino acids.